Molecule: messenger RNA, 1050 nt
Organism: Solanum pennellii
Lineage: Eukaryota; Viridiplantae; Streptophyta; Magnoliopsida; Solanales; Solanaceae
Product: WRKY DNA-binding transcription factor 70
Exons: 3
Coding region: 128-946 (272 amino acids)
Biological process (GO): regulation of DNA-templated transcription
Molecular function (GO): DNA-binding transcription factor activity; sequence-specific DNA binding
Source: RefSeq, a predicted model, not a curated record
CCUUGGAGCUUCCUUUCAUGUUCUUAUCUCUUUCCUUCUCACUCUCACCCACCAUAUAUAACUUAUAACCCCAUCAUCACUUCCUAAAUCCUCAGAUCUUAUAAUAACUUCUUUCUCUUUUUUUUAAAUGGAGGAUUUUCUUGGUGAAAACCCACAUAAUAGAUUGAUAAAAGAACUUGUUGAAGGAAAAAGUUUCACUGUCCAACUUCAAACUCUACUUAAACAACCUAAUGAAUCAGUCUUAGCUGAAGAACUUAUUCGCAAAAUAUGGGGAUCUUUUACUCAGGCUAUUACUGUGUUGAAUAGUUUGGGUAAUUCCGAUAAUAGUUUAACCCAGGGCCAGAUCGAGGAAGUUGAUCAACCCAAUUCCGGUUCUGAAUUGAAGAAGAAGAAGGAGAAGCAAGACCGGAGAGGUUGCUACAAGAGAAGAAAAACUUCAGGUUCAUGGAUGAGAGAAUCUGAAACAAUGAAUGAUGGUUGUGCAUGGAGAAAAUAUGGGCAGAAGAAAAUACUCAAUUCAAAAUAUCCUAGGUGCUACUAUAGGUGCACCCACAAGUACGAUCAAGAAUGCCGGGCCACAAAACAAGUUCAAAUAAUCCAAGAAAAUCCAAUAAUAAUGUAUCACACCACAUAUUUUGGCAAUCACACUUGCAAUUCAACAAAGAUUCCAAAACAUACUUACAAUAAUCAUUCUAUGGUAAAGCAUAGUGACUCAACAGUACUAAAAGAAGAAGAGGAAGAGGAAGAAUCCAAAGGACAAAGUGAUAAUGUAUCAUCAAUUGUGGAUUCUAAUUUAUGGCAAGAUUUUAUGCCUUCUUCUCCCUCUGCUCAUGAUUCCACUUUGGCUGCUAAUUAUAGUUCUUCUUAUUAUGAAGAAAUCAUAUCUAGUCAUGAUAUGGAAGAUUUGGCUAAAUUUGGUGAAAUUGAGGCCAUUGAGUUUUGUUGACAUAUUGUUAAUAGUAAUUAGUCCUUAUGGGUAUGGCUAAUGUUGUAGAAUAAAACCUUCGGCUAUGUUCUUGGUAUUACUUUUAAAUGAAAAAAACGUAUAUA